GGAGUCGGUGAACGGCUCGAGGGCCGAGGUCGGACCGGACGUCGCCUCCAAACUGAGCAGUUUGUUCGCCGGACUUCCUAGUUUGGCGGGUCCCCAACGCCUCGCCAGUUCCCUCAGGCAGAAAUUCGCCAAUAACUCCGGUUACCCCCGGCCCGGCCUGAUGCGCGCCGCCCCAAUCGCGACGAUUCCUUCGUCACGAUCACUCCCAAGGUCGCAUCAAGUGAUCGCGUGAUUUAGUCCCUCCCGCUAGACGCUGGAGGACGUCCCUGCUCAGUUAAAAGGAGUGAUACAUAGAUCGGCCGGCCACCAUGACGACCAUACCGAUACUCAACAUUGAGCUGAGCGAGCUCAAGGAGAUAGUGUGGGCCAAGUUGCAGGAGCCGAAGGCUCAGCGAAAGCUGGUACUGAUUAUCGUUUCGAUAGCGUUGCUGCUCGACAACAUGCUUUACAUGGUGAUAGUGCCUAUCAUACCCGAUUACCUGAAAUACGUGGGCGCGUUCGGCGACGUCGAGGAGGAGGUGAACACGACGGGGGCGCCGUCCCACCACGGCCAAGAUUCAGCCACGGGAGUGUUGUUCGCCUCGAAGGCCAUAGUACAGCUGAUGGUGAACCCGUUCUCGGGCGCGUUGAUAGACAGGAUCGGUUACGACAUACCCAUGAUGAUAGGCCUGUGCAUCAUGUUCCUGUCCACCGCGGUUUUCGCCUGCGGCCGAAGCUACGGGGUCCUCUUCUUCGCGAGAAGCCUGCAGGGAGUCGGCUCAGCGUUCGCCGACACCAGCGGCCUGGCGAUGAUCGCAGACCGUUACACGGAGGAGGCGGAACGAUCGAAGGCCCUGGGGAUCGCCCUGGCGUUCAUCAGUUUCGGCUGCCUGGUGGCGCCACCGUUCGGCGGCGCCCUCUACCAAUUCGCGGGCAAAGAGGUCCCCUUCCUGAUCCUCGCCUUCAUCAGCCUGGCCGACGGCGUGAUGCUGCUCCUGGUGAUGAAGCCGGUCAAGGAGCAAGUGAAGCAGAGGCAAGGGGAGAUGCGCCAGACGAUACCGAUCUGGCGGCUGCUCAUGGACCCGUACAUAGCCGUGUGCGCGGGCGCUCUGAUGAUGUCGAACGUCGCGUUGGCCUUCCUCGAGCCUACCAUCUCCCUGUGGAUGGAGGAUAACAUAACCCGGGACAAUUGGAAAAUGGGGAUGAUCUGGUUACCGGCCUUCUUCCCCCACGUGUUCGGGGUGAUGAUCACCGUGAAGAUGGCCAAGCAGUAUCCCCAGCAGCAGUGGCUGAUGGCCGCAUCGGGCCUAGCUUUGGAGGGCAUGUGCUGCUUCAUAAUACCGUUCUGCAGCAGCUACGGCGCCCUCAUGAUCCCGUUGUGCGGCAUCUGUUUCGGGAUAGCGUUGAUCGACACGGCUCUGCUCCCCACUCUCGGCUACCUGGUCGACGUGAGAUACGUCUCGGUCUACGGGAGCAUAUACGCCAUAGCCGACAUCUCGUACAGCGUGGCGUACGCCGUGGGGCCUAUCAUAGCCGGUGGCGUCGUCGAGGCGAUCGGUUUCACGGCUCUCAACAUCGGCAUAGCCUUCUCCAACCUCCUCUACGCCCCCGUGCUCAUGUACUUGAGGCACAUCUACGACUUCAAGCCGUUCCAGGACGAGGCCGACGUCCUGAUGCAAAACCCGCCCGACAAGGAGUACCAGACGUACGUGUUGCAGGAGCAGAGGCCCCUCUCGGGCGAGGUGGGCAACCAUUUGAGCCAGACGCGUAUGGAGACGAACGUCGACCAAGCUUACGAUCAGAAUUACCAAGCCGGCCAGAAUUACGAUCAGAGCGGCUACGGGCAGAACAUCAACGCGGCGGGAUAUACUCAGCCCUCCACAGGCUACGAGCAACCGCCUAUGUACGAGCAACAACCGGCCAAUUACAUGGGCCAACAGCCCGUGGCGUACUCCCAGCAGAGACCGUACUCCCAGCAAGAGGCUGGAGGUCAAGUAGACGUGAAUCCAUUCAGGAGGCCCGGCAAUGUCGAUCAGAAGCCCUCUGGCGAUAGCAAUCCGUUCAGGCAAGGGAUGUAUUAACGCGAUUCGUGAUUGGAUUCGUCAUCGGAUUAUGCACGCCAUCGAAUAUCGCGAAAUAGUCUUCGAGAUAGGCUUCCACUUGUCAAGAAUAUUAUUAUCCCUCGCAUUAGGUAUCGACGAUUCUCUCUCUGUCUAUCUAUCUAUCUCUAUCUCGAGAAUUUUACGAAAGAAACGAGUUGUUCCCUUUCUGUGAUUUUCAUCCUCGGUCGUCCUCCUGUUAUCGACUAUUUCCAGAACGGUUACUUCGAUAUUCAACAACGAAGUGACCGUUCUUGGUGAUUGGUAUCGUUAAAGAUUAAAAAUACCGGUUGAUUAAUCCUUUUGAAUGAAUUAUCUCGUAUCUUUCUUUCCAAUUAUUACGAUCGAUGAAUCAUGCGAAAAUUGUUAAAAAUUAAUAUCUCUUUUAUUUAUUUAUUUACUUUCUUUCUGAAGAGAGACGAAUGCGAUAAAACGCAAUUAGAGAAUUUCUCAAACACUUUCGAAAAGAAUCAGAUCAAAUGGAUAGCUGUCGGAGAAAUAUCGAGGAUAUUAUAAAUCGUCAUCUGUGAUUGGAAAACGUAAAGUAUUGACGCAUAUAGGAGCGUGACAUUUCGAUGAGACGAAACGAAAGAGAAACAAUAGGAUAUACGUCAUCGAUAAAUGUCAAGGAUCGAAUUUAAGAAGAAUAAGAAUAAGAAGAAGAAGAAGAAGAAAAAGGACACACAAUCGCAACGGAGGCUUCUCCUCAGCAAGGGCCCUCGUAUUUGCGCGUUUGCCACCAAGAUCGGCAAAGUCGUUUAGUUUUUAUUCGUUUUUUCGUUCGUGUUUCAAUUGCUGAAAACGGAAGCAAGCAUAUCACUAAUUAAGGCGACAAAUUAGCAGGCUUUCACGUAGGUAAUUGUAUAGAUGACAUGUGUAUAUAAGGGGGGAGCCUCUCCCCUUAAUGCGUGAUGUAUGUUGAUACUGUUGAGAAUUAAUUAAUAUCCCAUAAUCGUCACAUCUCCGUGUUAUCACGUUCGACGUUUUCGAAUUUCAAUUCUUUAUUACGAAUUGUUUGUCACUCCGAGUCGACGAUAGUUUUUGAUACCGUCGAUCUCAGGGAAAGGGGCAAGGAAUUUUCUUUUUUCCAUUGAUUUGAAUCGUUGUAAAGGGUCAGAAAUUUUAUACAGUUUGAUAUUUAUAAUUUUUAAUACGGAAUAUCGAACACGUAUUUAGGAUGCUUAGUUAGUUAGCUCGGUUUAGAAUUUUUUUCAUCUCGAUCUUUGUCCUCAUUGAUAAAUGACAAAGUGAUUCGUUCCGUUCGAAUCUCGUUCGUUCGAUUCGACUUGAUCGUGCAAUAUUUAGCUGAUUAUUACGUAGCCCUAACAUUCCUAUUAUCUAUUAUGUACAUACAUAUAUGCAUAUUUAACUAUUUAAAUACCAUGCGUCAGAGAUUCGCACGUAAAGCUUCACGAGUCCUUCGAAAUUGUUCUCUCGAGGCGUGCAAAGUUAUACCUCCCGUUAAACCUGUUGAUAUAUCGAUUAUACGGUCAAUCAAUCGACCUAUUUACCAAUAUUAUAUUUACAUUUAUUUCUUCGAUCCAAGUUUAAUAUUCGCGCGAUAUUUUUGAUUUCCUUUUUCGAACAAUCGUCUCGCGUAAGAUCGUAAAUUAAAAGAAGAAAAAAGAAGAAACUUAAGAGGCUCGUUAAAUUUUACGCUCGUGUCCAAAUCGCAUUUUCGUACCUACUCGUCAAUACUCAGAGAUGCCGCGAGCGUUAAACGUCGUCGGCGCGCGAUUCGAUAAAAAUCGGACGAUUUCCGGAACGGUAUACGUGGCGAACGAUCAGCUUUCGAAAUUGGUUCAAAGCCAGUUCGAUGCGCAGCAAUUAGUGCAUUUUCAGCUUGGAAUAAUUAGAUGCAAAGAGAAAAGAGGAUUGGAUUCGUUCGCCGCAUCCUUCGAAAUCGUUCGAGAUGAGUGCUUUGAGUUCACAGUGCCUGAACUUUCGAGUUUUUACCCCUCCUUCCUUCCCUUCUCCUUCCCCUCGUUCUCGUGAAAAUUCGUAAAAAAUUCGUCCCCAACCUCGACGAAUGGUGUAUACACUCGAGUGAAAGCAGCGUGGUAGGAAUUAGGAAAUUAUUGUAUUUCUAGGGUGUAGGGUGUAUCUUUUCCCCCGUUCUUUAGACGAAAAUUUUGUCUCGAGAUACUUGUAGAUAAUUGUACACGUAUAUAAAUGUACAGAGGAUCUCGUGACGAGCGGGGGAUGCUUUUACAUUAGUUGUAAAAGUUACGUUUCGUUACGAGCGCUUUUGAAAUUGAGAUGAUUUUUCGAAGGGAAGAGCACAGGAUCCUUAACUUUUCAACUUUUUCUUCCGUUCACUUUUCAAUUAUUGCCCGCCCGUCACGACACGUCUUGUAUAUACACCGAUAGCUGGAUUGACAAUUUCGUUUCUAUGAGCUGGCCUCCAUUUAAUAAACGAUCUUUAGCAUUAAAACUACAACGUGGACGAAACGAGACGGUGAUUCCCGCAAAUUCGUGAUAUGGUUUCACACGCGAGAUGGUUUUAUUAAAGUUGCAUCGGGAAAAAAAGAAAAAAGAAAAAAAAAAAUUAAAACUUUUUCCUUUAUAACAAUAUUUUCAAUUAUCGAUCGAUUAUUCUAGAAUUUUCUACCGAUGAGUGUGUGUACAUACGUUAAACGUUGCAACUGUUUAGAUAUAUAUUAAAAGUGUAACGGGCAGAGAUUGUUGUAGCAGAAGUAUCGGAAUAUAUCACGAUAAACAUUGUCAAGCCUCUUAUGGAUAAAGAUACCUUACGUUCCAAUUAAUUGUACGCGUGAUUUUUUGACGCGAAUUUAUUUUAAACGUCACCUUAGUAGUAUUUUCGCAUAGUACAACGAAUAUUUUUCCUAUUUUUCGUAAAUGAUGUAGGUAGAAUAGGGUGUACGUAGAACGUAGAAAUUCUAAUACUUCUCUACACUGGUUCUCUGCAUAUAUAUAUAUAUAUAUAUAUAUACAAAUAUAUAUAUAUAUAAAAUAUAUUCUUUAUGUAUAAUUUAAUAUCGUACUGUAUCAUAACGACGUGUAUAAUAUUAUAUAUCGUGUUGCAAUGUAAUAUGCGUAUAAUAUUAUACAGGUGAUAUCUAAUAUAUUUAUAUUAUGCAAUCGUUCUAUACAUAUACAUAUAUGUAUAUGUAUACAUAGAAAAAAAUUUUAUUCAAUUUCGAUAAUACGAAGUGUUCGCUAUUCCUGCUUGUCAUCGAGAAAUAUUUUUUCAAUAUCUCGAAAAGAAGAUUCAAUAUUCAAUUGUUAAAUUGCAAUAAGCGUUUAAAAUAUAAACUCACAUUGGAAAAUUUGGUGCAUAAGUACGGCAUAAAGAAGUUGUUGAAUUCUUCAAUUCAAGUUCGAGAAUUCGUUCUACAAUGUUGUAUCACUGUAUUCUACACAUACACGUAAAUAAUACACGCAUAUACAUAUAUGUAUAUAUAUAUAUAUAUAUAUAUAUUUACGUACAUUAUAAACUUGCGCGGACUCGUUUCUCUCUUUCCUUUUUCUUUAUUGUAAAUACGUUACGCGCGCUGAACGUGAUAUAAAAAGAGAAAAGGAAAAAAAAAAAAGAAGAAAUUAUUACAUAUAGCGAUCUUUCCCUUUUUCCAUACGAGGGACCCGCGUAACAAUAACAUUAAAUUACGCAUCAUCUCGCCUAUGUGUAUUAUAAUGUGCGUGCGAUGGACAGCACGAAGGCGAGUGAUCUAAAUGAAAUAAAUAAACGAAAGGAGGAAAAAUAUAUAUAUAUAUAGAGAAAAAGCUCUCGUGAAGAAGCGUUUCAGGUUUUGUUCCACCACUAAAAAAAAAAAGGAAGAAAGAAAGGAAAUUAAGAGUCGCGUUGGAUUGAUGCAAAAUUAAUGGGAGUUUAAUCAUUAUUCAUCAAAUAUUUUUGCUCUUAAUUAUACAGGCUAUUGAUUGACAUUAUUCUUCCCUGAUAAAUGAAAGAGUAAUAAGAAGAAAACUUCUAUUAUCCCUGCGUCAAUCUGGUACAAUGCGUUGUACAAAUUGCGCGAUAUAUUCGCAUGAUGCGAAGAAGGACAACGCGGUUCAGGCUUAUUAAGAAUGCACGAAGGGAGAAGAAGGAUGUCGCAAUUGAAGGAUCACACCAAAUUACGCCCGCACUUCCUGCGUGCAUAUAAUACAUAAAUCGCGCACGUGCACACAUUAACGAGUACAAGUAUCCAAGUAUAUAAAAUAAAACACGAGGUAUAAAUAAGAACGAGAGGCGAAAGUUGGUGAACGCGCACUAAGGGAAAAGGAAUACGCACACACGGACGAACACGUAUGUAUGUAUGUAUGUAUAUUUCGAGGAAUCGAGCUGGUUGCGUUUAGGUUUACUUGAAAAACCUAUGAUACCUGUAACGUUGUUGAACCGGUUAUUAAAGAUGUCAUUGUUACCGAACAAUAUCACGAGUUGUGCUCUUUGACACGUCAAUGACCAUUCUCGAUUAAUUAAUUUAACGUAGCGACCGUUUCAUCACGAAUGAUUUCCUUGAUUGCGUUUGAAACGUUGUCCAUGUAAACGUUGCGGUUAAUAUUCGCAGCGAGAGCAGUUGUUGAUUGAUUGAAUAAAAAAAAAAAAAAAAAGAAUUAAUUAGAAGAA
Molecule: messenger RNA, 6666 nt
Organism: Apis cerana (Asiatic honeybee)
Lineage: Eukaryota; Metazoa; Arthropoda; Insecta; Hymenoptera; Apidae
Gene: VAChT
Product: Vesicular acetylcholine transporter
Biological process (GO): xenobiotic transport; transmembrane transport; chemical synaptic transmission
Cellular component (GO): membrane; terminal bouton; AP-2 adaptor complex
Molecular function (GO): xenobiotic transmembrane transporter activity; acetylcholine transmembrane transporter activity
Source: RefSeq, a predicted model, not a curated record